AUGGUUUCCCUUGAUACUACCGGAUGUCUGAAAGGAGAAAGUGAAGAAUCUACAUCAAGCACAAGUACUACCGAAUCACAUACGACCACAUCUACAACUACAACAGAAACGACAACAACAGAAAAAACUACGAGUACAACGAAAGAACCAACGACCACCACAACAGAAACGACAACAGAAGAUGCAACUACGUCAACGCUGCAAGCGACAACAACAAUCACAGACAUACCAACGACGACCACUGAAAUGCCAACUACAACUGAGACGACAACAUUAAAAGAGACAACAACGACUACGACAACUGAAAUCCCCACAACAACUACCACAACUGAAAUCCCUACUACGACAACAACAACAGAAGCUCCUACUACGACAACAACUGAAGCUCCUACUACAACAACUACAACUGAAGCUCCUACUACGACAACAACUGAAGCUCCUACUACGACAACAACUGAAGCUCCGACUACGACAACCACAACUGAAGUCCCUACUACGACAACAACAACGGAAGCUCCUACUACGACAACAACAACGGAAGCUCCUACUACGACAACAACAACAGAAACUCCUACUACGACAACAACAGAAACUCCUACUACGACAACAACAGAAGCUCCUACUACGACAACAACAGCAGCUCCUACAACGACAACAACAACAGAAACUCCCAGUACUACUACAACUACAGAAACUCCAACCACCACAACUGAAUCCCCAACUACUACAACUGAAACUCCCACUACAACAACAACCGAGCUUCCAACUACCACUACAACAGAAGCACCAACAACUACAACAACAUUAGCGCCAACAACAACUACUACCGAAAUUACAACAACUACCACAGAACAAACUACAACUACAACGUUGGAGCCUACCACUACCACAUCAGCACCUACUACGCCAGGUCCAAGAACAGGAUGA
Molecule: messenger RNA, 927 nt
Organism: Uloborus diversus
Lineage: Eukaryota; Metazoa; Arthropoda; Arachnida; Araneae; Uloboridae
Product: integumentary mucin A.1-like
Exons: 4
Coding region: 1-927 (308 amino acids)
Source: RefSeq, a predicted model, not a curated record